This is a messenger RNA of Python bivittatus (Burmese python), 950 nucleotides long. The record is from RefSeq and is a predicted model, not a curated record. NCBI's taxonomy places the organism in Eukaryota, Metazoa, Chordata, Lepidosauria, Squamata, Pythonidae.
UCCCCUAACUCUGCCCUCUGGGUCCCUUCCAGGCUCCUCCUCGCACUCCCUCAAGUAUUCCCUCACUGCCGUGUCAGACCCCAGUCAGGGGCUGCCCCCUUUCAUCAUUCCGGGGUACGUGGACGAUCAACUCUUCAGUUAUUACAACAGCAGCAGCAGGAAGGUGCAGCCUCGAGUCUCCUGGAUGGAGAAGGAGGACCCCCAGUUUUGGGACACUCAGACCAAGGUGGCGCGUGUCAAUGAGGAGGCGCUGAGAGCCUACGUGGAGGAUCUGAGGAUGUGCUUUAAUGAGAGCGAAGGCCUUCAAACCUGGCAGUGGAUAGGUGCCUGUGAGCUCCAGGGAGACGGGAGCAAAGGAGGGUUUUUGCGCUUUGGAUAUGAUGGGAAGGACGUCAUCAGUUUCAACAAGGAGACCCUCACCUGGGUGGCUCACAACCCCCAGGCCCAGAUUGCCCAGAGGAAAUGGGAUGCUGAUUCAGGACGAAAUCAGGGAACGAAGGCCUACCUGGAGGAGGAAUGCAUUGAGUGGCUGGAGAAGUAUCUGUCCUACGGAAAGGAGAUGCUGCUGAGGACAGAGGGUCCAGUGGGGACGGUGAGCGGCGGGACGGAGGCCGACGAUGGGACGGAAACUCACGUCUGCCGCGUGGAUGGCUUCUACCCCAAGGAGAUUGAUGCCUCCUGGAGGAGGGACGGGGAGGUCUGGCUGCAGGACAACUCCCGUGGGUCUGUGGCCCCCAAUGCAGAUGGGACCUACCACUACUGGCUCAGCAUCCGGAUCAUUCCCAAAGAGAGGGACCACUAUCGGUGCCACGUGGAGCAUGACAGCCUGCAGGAACCUGUGGACAUGUCCGUGAAAGUUCCAGAAUCCAACCUGGGGCUCAUCAUCGGCUGCGUUGUGGGUGCUGUUGUCCUUGUGAUUGCUGUGACUGCUGGGAUCUUGGUAUAUCACA